GCCAGAGCUUGUUUCCUGCCAGCGGUGAACGUAGUUACAAAAACGAACAGCAGUACCAGCAGCAGUAACAGCAGCAGCAGCACAGUAUUGAAAGAUGAAAGCGGUGACACGAGAAGUGUAUUAUUGAGUAACAAUCGUAAAUUACAAAAGAGCACGAGUGUGUUGAAGCUGGAGGGAAAGACGUCAACGAAUACGAGCGACAGAGUAACGUCCUGCGUUCAAACGAGGAUGGCGAGUAGCCGAAUAGUCGUGAGUAAAAUUGGUGAAACAACAAAUUCAAGCAGUCCAAAUUUAAUGUCAAAACGAAACGAUUCGAUGAACGAGGCGCUGAAAAAACCUCAUAUAACAGGAAACCAGAUGAAUUAUCAGACUUUUCGAGGAUCGUCGACGAAUUAUGUUGGGCAGGAAUCCGCGUCGAAAUUUCGGUACAGCAAACCGAAGACUUAUCAAUCGAGCGAAACACAAGACGAGACGAGCCAUCGCUACGAUUACAAAUCUAAUGGAAAUGGGAUUUCCACCUCGGCCGCAAGAUAUACCGGUCAAAGUCAAUCAUCUCAUCAUCGAGAUAAUCAUCAAAUUGUAACAUCCUCGCAGCAAAAUUCUCGAACAUCUGGGAGGGAAAAUUUGUCUUCCUUGAUUACCGGAAACGCUGAUCAACGGAAUGUGCAGAAAACGACCAACUAUCAAAGCCCCGGGAAUUUGCAGCGCUACGUCGAAGCAAGGUAUUCUUUCGUCAGUGAAGAGCGAAACAAGCAUUCCGAUUGUAAUUCGAGCAACGUUAAAAUGAAGACCGAACUAAAUUCGAUUCGUAAUGGCGGUGUUAAAGAUUUGACCUACAGCGGACAAAGUUUUCAUGGCUAUGGUUCUUCGAGUAUCCGUGCUAGUAUGAGCGUCCAAAAUAUAUCCAACGUUCAACCCACUAAUAUCACGCCUUACGUUCGUCCGGAUUCUUAUGCCUCGGCAACCGCGGUUGCCAAUGUGCUCUUCCCUGAUAAUUCACAGUUCUCACAGUCAUCCACGUACAACCACAAUCAAGUUGGACAAUUGAAUCAAUAUCAACCUUACGAUCCUUCGAGUUAUUCGAGCACACCCGUCAAUUCCGUUUUGACACAAUAUUCACCCGAAAACACUAUUGCUUAUUCGCAGUAUGAAAAUCCACCGCAGUUCGUACAAACCAAUCAUUAUCCCGCCAACGAAAUCACCAACAGCCAAUUUCAGUUCCAAACUGGUGGCGUUGGACAGAUUCAAGAUUCUCCGGUCUAUUUGCAAAGCUUAUCGAGUCCCAUUGCUGAACAGUACGCGGCAUCCAAUUACGCCAGAGCGGUGAGAACAGAAUUGUUACCGAGAUUACGCGCUCCGCCGAGGUUCAAUAAGUAAAACUCUUUUUUCAAACAUAUUAAGCGGAAUUUCUAUAAAUUAAUAACUGCGAGAUGAUUUCUCUGAAAUAAUUCUUCAACUUUCGCUCGCAUCGUUUUUUGAAGUUGUUCUCAAAUGAUUUGGCAUGAAAAAAAUGUAUACUAAAAAAAUGCAUUCAAGCUACUCUUGAAGCUGUUUUCUCUUGGUCCGAAAAGUGUGACGCUCUCGUAAAUAUAUAAACAUUUCAGCUAAUUUAUUGAAUCGAAACUAAAUGUGAGUUCCAUUAGAGCAAAGAGAGAGAGAGAGAGAGAUAAAAAUAAGACGAAUCGGUGACAUCUGGAUUUGAGAGAGAUAUUCAAAUUUGGCAUGAUCGGUGAAAAUUAUUUCAAUUACAGAUCCAUUUUGAAAUGAAUUUUAGCCGAUCUGUGAAAGUUCAAUGUGGAGUAAGAACGGAAGACGUUAUUUUCUCGUUUUGUGACAUCGUAUAAAUAUGAUUGUAACACUUUGAAUCAUCAACGAUGUGAAAUAUUUAGUAGCUGGCAGGAAACGUUGAAUUUCAAUCGUGAAACGAGGAGAAAUAAACCAGAUUUUCGUAUUUAUUACUAAAUUCGCUAUUUUUAAGGAAUCUCAUGUAACGAGAAAGAGAGUAGAAACGAUCGUGUUGAAUAUUGUAAAUAAAUUUGUCAUUAAGUCAAAAAAACAGAGGUAACGUCAAACGAGACAAGGAAGAAAAAUAAAACAAAGUUUGAAUUAGUCAUUCAACCGAUCAAUUUGCAAAAGGGAAACUUCUUUUCGCAAUUGAACGCAAAAGAUUUCGACGUUGGGUUACGUACGAGUGGAAAUUUGAUUCUAGCGAUAGAGCGAGUUAAAGAGGAAGCAAAAUAUGGAUUACGAGAUAACAUUGUAACUGUAACCGCGUUUCGACGAUAAACCGCGAUCGAUCGUGAUAAUUACGAUCUAUUAUAUAUAUAAAUAUAUAUAAUAUGAAAAAAAGUAAUUAUAAAGUAGCUCAUAAGUAAUUUAACUAUGAAAACAACCAACUAUACUUUGCAUAGAAUUAGUGGAAGUUUUCCAACGAUCGUAAUAUAAAUUAGCUUAAAUUACUAAGUAUCUGAUGUGUUUCGAGAUACGAAACAAAAUACCCUCAACAGCAUUCAUUGGACGCGAGUGUGCAGCAUCGUCAAGUGGAAUGUUGAUAAUUCUUGCUGAUAUUUCAAUACUUGUUCGUUCUUCGGUCACGAUGUUGCAUUCGGGCGAUCUGUUUUGCGAAUUCUCGAAUGAGAACACGAUUUACUAGCAAUUCACUUAACACAAAUACAUAACGUAGUAUUUCGUGGUAUAUAUUUUUUUUUCCUUUUAGCAAUGUAGCUAAUACUUGAAGUUCAAAAAAAGAAAGAAAUAAAAAUAUUUCGAGUAAUUCUUCAUUUGACGCUUGUACCGGAUAAAAGAAAACGUUGAUUGUUACUCUUCUCACUUGACAACGUAUCGCAUCGGGCCGUGACGCCCUUUCGAGCACACACUUUAUCCAACGAGCUUUUUUUUCUUGUGCUAAAUGGAAAAAAAAAUAUUCUUCUUCGCAGCGAUGCGAAAUUCCUCUACGUCCGUGCAAGUGAAAACUUGACAAGAAAAAUUUAACGAAGUAUAAUAUUUGGAAAAUCAGCAUUACUUACAUGCAAAGUAUAGAGUGUGUGUGAAACAGAUGAGAAAAAACAAACAAAUAAACAAACCAAUUGUGACCUGUGCGAUAAAUUGAGAUGGCUAAAGUGUUUUUUCUCUAGCUACCUUAAGAGGAUGGAUCAGUCGGUAUAUCGCAACCAUGAGUGCGAGAGAGAUAGUUGCAAAUUUCGAAAUCGAAAUUCGUUGACACAGUUUGACCGAUUAAAAAAAAGCUCUGUCAGUUGAUUUUUGCCAUCGUUCUGCGUAAGUUGACAGAGCCUUUUUUUAAUCACUCAAACUGCGUCAAAGAAUUUCGAUUUCGAAAAUUCCAAGUUAGUCGACUGAUCCAUACUCUUAAUAUUUGAUGUUUAAGUUAGUCAAUCGUUCGAUCCAACUUUUUUAUUGCUCUUUACACCAACCACAAUGUCUUUACCUUUCGGUGAUACUGUCCCGAAUAUGUGAGGCUUUAUGUCACUUGCGCGUUCAAUUUCACUUCUCUAAAAGGUCUUCGAAAAAGCUUAUUGCAUCGCAACGCCCGUCCCGAGGUAUGAGCGAUCGAGCUUCGUCGGCAAAACAGUUGAAGAAGAAAUAGAUUUCAAAAGUAAAAUUAGACUCGUCUAUGAAAUUGCUUCUCAUUGCGAGGAGCUAUUUUCAGCUGGAAAAUAAAUGAAUAAAAAGAAUGAUUGUUGACGCGCGACCGGAGUCCGUUCCGACGAGUCUUUGAUGUCAUUCCACUCGGUAUUUCUCGAACAUUUACGUUCGAGGACUGAGAUGUGUAGGUGACCGAUUAUCCUAUCGAUGAAAUUCGCUUAUAACCAUCAUCAAGCAAUCGCAGGAAAACCCUUAAAAUAUUCUAUUUAUUAUUAUUUCGUGCAAAAAUAUGAGAAACGGAAAUAAGUAAAAAUCAAUUGCAAAUAUAGGAGAGAAAAAUAGACUAAUCGUUAUCGUCUCGUUUAUACGUCGGCACAGAGUUUCAGCUCUCCGGAAAAAACGCACCAUUUUUCUUCGCAUCCGUUAAUAAAAUUUAUCAACAAAUUCUCGUGUCACUCGUCGCAAUCCGUGGGCGAGAAGAUAAACAAAAAAUAUAUAUGUGUAAUAAUAAAAAAUUCCGGAUGUUCUAGCUGUUAGAGGGGAAACAAUCGGUGUAACGCGGUGGCUAUUUUUUUCGGAGCCUUGUCAACUCGUGGCAAAAGGAGGAGACGAAUAUGAUUUUCUCUCAUUUUUUUGAGGCUGAAGUCGGCCAUACACGCUACGGUUUACCGUAGAGGUCUACCUGCACAAACGUGCCUGCGCAGGUUGAUCAAAAUCGAAAAUCAAUUUUUUCGGGUCUGACCGUGCGGUGGACGUGAGCGUGCGUGGAUGUCUUUCGGUGCCCCAUUCACGCUACGACGUCAGGUUGUACAGGCACAAACAACUCCACAGGCAAACCUGUCAGGUAUACCGUAGCGUGUAUGGCCGGCUUUUCAGUCACAAAAUUCUCUGUUUCCUUUCCGCCCGUGAAUUCUGGGUAAAUUAUCGAAAAGACGACCAAAAAUUGAAUAGAUCUCAUUAUAGGUGUAAAAAACGGAAAUCGUUUGUGGUGUCGAAAUAACAUUUGUACGAUAGUAAAUGACGCGCUAUGAGCUGACUCUUUUCUGUCGGUGUAUGCGCGCGAGAACUGUAUCGAUCCAUCGAUAGAAGAGGAGCAAAAAACCACAAUAAAAAUCUUUUCAACGUGUACCCCCUUUGGUUAUUUAUUUCUCAUGCUUUAUCGCUGUACAGCGUUGAUGAUUGUAUUGAAUCUACUUAAAACAGUCUGUACGAUCAGUAACGAACAUGUUAUAAUAAUCCUAAUGCGCACUCGCAGAAAUCAUCAUUCGAACCGUAUUUUACGAGCAAUUUUAAACUUUGUUUUUUCUUGUGCACCAUUUACUUCGCUCAUUGUUGUCAAUUUUUCAAUUUAUUGAAUAAAAUUAGUCAUUAAACAACUUGAUCGAUAGAAAAACAAUAAGAGAAUGUUCAAUCGCAAAAUACGAAGUGAAUAAGUAUUAAAAUAGUUCCACUGUGACGUUUUCGAGAGUAACACGGACAUAUGGCAUACAGAUUACGACUUCUACGAGUACAUAUUUAUGUAAUCGAUAUAUACAUAUAUAUAUAUAUAUCCCUUUGUGUUCAAUUCAGGAAUAUAUACGUAUAUUAUUUUUAUGUUAUGGGUUGUUCUAUGUAUGGCUCUGUGCGUGUAACACACUGUUAAUAAAUAAACUACUUGAUGCUUAUGAAUAAAGGAUACAUCAUUUAUAUAA
This is a messenger RNA of Venturia canescens, 5294 nucleotides long. RefSeq lists its product as uncharacterized. Lineage: Eukaryota; Metazoa; Arthropoda; Insecta; Hymenoptera; Ichneumonidae. The record is from RefSeq and is a predicted model, not a curated record. The annotation marks the transcript as partial. The transcript has a single exon.